CAAAAUUGCAAGAUAAAAGAAAAUAAGAAAACCAAUUUUAGAAACAAAAUAAUGAUAAUGAAAUAUACUCUCAUCAUCCAAACUAUCAUCUCAGGAACAAACGAUGAACAUAUUCAUGAAAAUAUUCCAAAGAGAACUUCAAAGGAAAAAGAACAAUUAUUCAAUUUGUUUCAAAAAACAACUUUAUUUUCUGAAAUUAUUACGCCACCAAUUCAAGCAAAUGAUCAUCUUAAUGAAAAUGAAAAAGUUAUGGUUCAGAUCAAGAAUCUGAUAGGAACAGAAAUGAAAAUUAAUCAUAUUCUAUUUCACAAACCUUCUUCACAAGUGGAAAACUGGAAAAUUGAUGUUGGCAAUUCACUUAAAGGUUCUAGAAAUUGCAAGAAUAAUAUUGAUUUGAUUAAGAUUGAAAAAAUAUCCAAGUAUCAUGAUGAUCAAAUUAAGAAAAUUAAAGUCACUUUAAUUGUCUGUUUUUUAAAUAAAAUUCCUAAAUUUAAUCCAACGACUGAUACAGGAAAUCAGAUAAUUGCAAAGCCAUGUUUGAAUCAUUUGAAUUCUAGAAUAUCUGUUGCAAGUACAUUAUAAUAAAAUAUAUAGAUUGUAUUACAGCAUCAUUUACAAAAGACUUCUU
This is a messenger RNA of Rhizophagus irregularis DAOM 181602=DAOM 197198, 628 nucleotides long. NCBI's taxonomy places the organism in Eukaryota, Fungi, Glomeromycota, Glomeromycetes, Glomerales, Glomeraceae. The record is from RefSeq and is a predicted model, not a curated record.